Emiliania huxleyi CCMP1516 is the source of this 559-nucleotide messenger RNA. RefSeq lists its product as hypothetical. The annotation marks the transcript as partial. Gene Ontology annotation, cellular component: cytoplasm; nucleus. The record is from RefSeq and is a predicted model, not a curated record. Gene Ontology annotation, molecular function: protein binding. Lineage: Eukaryota; Haptophyta; Isochrysidales; Noelaerhabdaceae. The transcript has 4 exons.
AUGAUCCAGAGGGCGCCGACGGUGCCGAUUCCGCCGCAGAGAGUGGCGGUCGAGGCCAGGCCGUGCGCGUGGGCCGACGACGCGGAGCUGGAGCGGGUGCUGGAGAGCGGCCGCGGCCUGGAGGGCCCGUCGGCCGACCACUUUAUCGAGCGCGUCAACCGUCCCGAUUCGACGGGCGCGACGCCGCUGCACGCCGCCAUCUCCUCCGCCGCCAUCGCGGCCACGGUCAAGGCUGCGGGUCCAAAGGACCCGUGGGCGCCGGACUCGGGCGAGGGGCAGCUGCGCUGCCUCCGCCUCCUCCUCUCCUCCGGCGCGUCGGUCGAGCGCAAGUACUUUGGCCGGACGGCGCUGCACCUCGCCGCUGCCGCGAUCCUCGACACGGCGGCGGCGGCUGCCGCCGCAGCAGUGCGGCGCGCAGACCUGUCGGGGCGCACGCCGCUGCACGCUGCGAUCCGCGCCGGUGGCCCGGGCGGCUCGGCGGCGGCUCUGGCGCUGCUCCGCGCGCGGGCCGACCCGAGCGCCGCGGAGCACGCCGGAAGCACUGCGCUGCACCUCGCUU